AUGGCGGAGAAAAAUCCUUCUCAGAAGAAAAGGAAACAACGGAGUAGGGGUCCUCCUGGCCCGGAUCAGGCCGUCAUUAACUGGAAAGAGGAGGAAUUUCAUAACCUCGUUAGGGGGCAUAACUUUCGACCUGAGUGGGGGGCUCGAUAUCCUCCGUCUGGAUCUACUGCACUGGAUGCCCCCCCCGGUUUUAUCACUUUAUAUGCUGCUUUUUUCCGAGAGGGCAAUUUUAGGUUGCCCAUUACUAAGUUUGUUGCCGGUGUUUUGAGGGGUUAUGGUCUUCAUAUCUCUCAGAUAAAUGCCAUUGGGCUUCCCCGGAUUACUCACUUCGAGUUUGUUUGCCGGUCUUAUCGGGUUGAACCAACGUUUCAGAUGUUCAACACUUUUUAUAGUGUGACAUAUUCUAGUGGUUUUUAUUCUUUUCAAGCCAGGACGGGGGUUGUCCCAGUGUGUUCUGCCCCAAUAAAGGGUAUUCAUGACUGGAAACAGAAGUUUUUCUACAUUCGUCGUGGAGUGAUUCCGUCGGAGAUGACGUAUAGGCAGGUCGAUCAAGGGAUUCCAAGGGUGGAACCGUUGGAGAAUUUUGCUGCCCAAGAAUGGUAUGGGAGGAUAACGGCCAAGGCAACUGCUAUUUCUCAACUGGAUGAAAUGGCCUUGGUCGGUGCUGGGAUGAGCAUGUUAUGGGUGCCUAAGCAUCCUUUGGGUCAGCCUGUAUACAGCCAUAAGGGCAAAUUUGGUUAUAGCUUGUUGAAUGCUUUGGACCCCAAGGCUGCUGGUGCCAUGGUUGAAGCCAUCCAGGCUGAUGGUAACCCGACGUGGCUGGAUCAAAUACAAGAUCGCUUCUUGCACCCUACCGAGCAAAGUUUGAACCGAUAUGCUGCUGAGGUUCUUGGUGAGGAUGUUUUGGGUGACUUUGUUAACUCUGAUCAAGAGGAUGUCAUCGUUGUUUCCAGUGGGAGUUCUGGUCGGAGUGGUGGGGAUCUGACGUCUCGUUCCGCGCGUGCAGGUACCGUGCCUGGUGGCAAUGCUGAACCUGUACACGAGGUUGUUGGAGAUGAUGAUGAUGACGUGGAAGCGUCUAUUGAUCCGUCUGCUCAGUUGGAGACGAGGAAGAAAGCUCGGAUUGAUGGGUCUGGAAGGAAAGGAGAGGGAGUUGAGGGUGGAGCUGCCGGAUCUUCUCGUAAGCGACCCUCCAUUCUUUCUUAUCUAGAUUAUGUAGUAGUGUCUGAUACGUUGUCUGGCUUAGGCCCUGGGGAGGUGCGUCAAGGGUCAGAUCUUGAUGAUAAAGCCACUUUAACUGAGCAUAUGAAGAAGAAGGCUCUUGAUGAUCAUAAGCGUCAUCUUGAUGAACAAGCUGCUGCCCUUCUUGCGGCCAAGAGGGCCAAGCUUCAAAAGGAUGCCCCCCCAGCCCCUUCUGAAUCUGAGGUUGAUUUGGGUGUAUUUAGUGGGGGUCGAGGGAAUUUGUUGGAGAAGAUAUUUGAGGCUUCUGCUCCCCGGCCUGAAUCUAAGACUAGCAAGAAGCCACGGCCAGUGGAUAUUUCGCAGAUUACGCCACCUACCUCUCCUCCUUCGAGGACUGUUGGCUUGACCCCUCCUCGAGAUGAUGCUGAUGUAACUGUGAAGGGCGGUGAAGGGUUUGAAGGUAUAUUUGAGGGAGGUGACGCUGCUGGUGGUGAUGCUGGUGGAGUUGAUAAGGGUAAAGGUAUUGAGGUGGAGAUGGAGUCUAGUGAGACUACUCCACAACAAACCAUUUACACAAAACGUCCUCCCGUUGAAGGUGGAGCCACUUCUGGCUUUGUGCGGAGUCCGCACUUUGAACAAAAUCCUGGUGAUUCCUGGGGUAACCCGGCUUGCGAUGAUUUGCCGCACGUCCCCCGUUGGGGCCUUACUCAGGGCUCCCGCAUGAAUGACUUGCAGAACUGUCAGGAGUUCUUCUCAUUAUCCCUUCCUCCUGCCGAGAGGAUGUUUCAGAAAAACCGCAGCCGAUUUGCCCUUAUAGAUGAUCAUGUUACGGCUGGGGUUAACUUCUUUGCCACCUCUCAGGAGAUUCUUCGUGAGUGGCGUUCUAUGGGAGAAGAAACUAUGGCGUUUGAGGAGGCCAAGAAGGCAUUUGCUGAAGAGAAGGAAAAAUUUAAUACAGAGCAGAAGGGUCUUCAAUGGCGGGUUACUGAGGCUGAGCGGAAAUUUGAAGAGCAGAAACAGUUAAACGAGCAAAAACAAAAGGAUUGGGAGUCGGCCUGUGCUCGUACGAACGCGGAGAUGCAGUCGCAGCGUGAUGCUAUUGUGCGGCUGUCUGGUGAGAAGACUGCUCUCGCGGAAGAAGCUCAUCAAACGCGUCUUGCGGCGGAGAAGAAGGAAAAGGAGUACAUUGCGCGGAUAGAUAAGCUGGAGCUUCUUGUGCAGGCGAAGACUUCGGAAUGUGAGGCUGCUCAGCGUCUUCUUGAUGAGAAGGCGGCGGAGUGCCGUGCCGCUGAGCUCCUUGCUGAGGAAGCUUCAGCUGAUAGUAGGUGGCUGCUAUCUCGUGGUGUUCCAUUGCUUGCUGAUCGUAUCUUGAAUUCUCCUGAGCUUGCCCAAUACAUGUUUGAGUUGGGUGGGGCAGGUUAUAAUAGUGGCCGCAAGAAUGGAUAUGCUGAAGGCAGGUGUGCUGCUGCAAACAAUGAGAAGGAUUAUAAGUUUGAGCUGUAUAAAGCUGAUUGCGAUAAUGCGUAUGCGAAGAAACGGCGAGAGUUUGCAAUGCUUGAUUUUGCCGUAGUUAAGGCUGCUGGUAAGUUGGCCCUCAAAGCGGAUGGGGUAGCUUUGUUGAAGAAGGCAUUGGGAGAAGAUGAUGCUAGCGGUGCGGGUGGUGCUGGUUCCAGCCGCACUUAGUUUGGGAUUUCCGGCCUGUGCGCCGCGUACAGCCUUGUAUGGGCUUGUAAUGAUGUUUCAAGACAAUUUGCUUACUUUGUACUUUUGUGUACUUUGACGAUUGUUUGUUGCUCUGAUUGUGUUUAUGCAAAUUUUGAAAUCGUCAUAAUAUGUGCAUGUUUUAAUUACUUUGAUUAGGUGUCGCGAAUGAAUGAUGGCGCUGACAGGUGAUGUUGUGUUAUGACAACGUUUUUAUUCUGUCGUUUAAGUAUGCGCGCUUGUAUGUGAUAUA
This is a messenger RNA of Helianthus annuus (common sunflower), 3136 nucleotides long. RefSeq lists its product as uncharacterized. The record is from RefSeq and is a predicted model, not a curated record. Bases 1 to 2865 code for a protein of 954 amino acids. NCBI's taxonomy places the organism in Eukaryota, Viridiplantae, Streptophyta, Magnoliopsida, Asterales, Asteraceae. The transcript is spliced from 4 exons.